UGUCACUGUUGUCGUGUCACUUGUCAGAUACCGAACUGAAAUUCGUGAAAAAUAGUUUUUUGCGAAUCAUUCUGUUUAUUUAUUAUUUCUUUGUCUCACUAAAAAUGGAGACUAAUCUCCAACAUGAAGAUUUAUUGAUAAAACUGCGCGCUAAACUGAACGAAGAGAAGGUAAAGUUAUGGGAGGCGCCGUAUAUCACGCAAGAUAGUGAAAUCACACAAAAUUUUAAGGAUCUUGCCGAAAAAUAUGCAAAGGACUUGUCAUUAGAAAACGAUGUGGUGCAUCAAGCAUUACGGGAACUGCAGCUGCAUUCGCUGGAGAGAUCUAAAGAAAAUGCGGAGUAUAAGGAGACAGGGUUUGCAGCGUUCAGGAUCAAGGCCACCAUACCGGGAGAAAAGCCUCGGAUGAUAAAACUUCAGAAAAAGUUAGACGUGAUGGGGUCAGAGCUUAUUUCUGCUAUUGCUACUGAAAUUGGCGUUGCAGAAAAUAGGGUCAAACUGAUAUUCAAUGGGAAAGUGAUGAAGCCCACGCCCAGCCUUGAGGAGCAGGGCUUGAAGAAUGGAGCUACCUUGAUGGCACUUGUCAUGGCAGAAACUCCUGAGGAAGUAAAGAAAGAGGACACAAUGUACAUGGAGAUGAAGACUGUCCGUGAUGAUGCCACGCUGCUGUCCGAGUACGUGGACGAACUGGCUGAUGAUGAUGAGUAUAUGAAGAUAGAAGACCAGUCAGGCAAGGCAGUGGAACUACCAGCAGCAGAGCGACGCUUCCUACUGGUGGGGCUGGCGCUGCAUGAGCGCGGCCGAAUUGCGGCCAAGCAGCAUGACUACCCACUAGCGCUCGUGCUGCUGUUGGAGGCUGAUAGGCACCUCAGUGAAUGCCGUGACUCGAUCCUGAGGACAGUGGACAACUGGGCAGUGCUGCAACUGGACAUAUCCUGGUGCUACCUGUGUCUGCGCAGCCUGCCCCACGCGGCUGAUGCUGGCCAGAGGCUCGCCAACGCGGAGAAGGCCUUCACGGAUACCUAUGGGGAAGAUCAUCAGAGGCUGAUCGCUUUGAAGGGUAGUGCUGCGAACGAACGCGUGCUACUGAUGCGGCUGUACCUGCUGCAGGGCAUCGUGGCCUACCACCAGAACAAGCGAGCCAUUGCAAAAGACAAGCUCGCCCGAGCUGAGCUCGAGCUCAACGCGCUCAGGGUGGACGAGGACUCAGUACUGACGCUGAUGGAGCUGGGCUGGUCGCGUGCUGCCGCCCGCAGCGGCCUCCGCGCCGCCGCCGGCGACCGCGAGCGAGCUCAUCACUACCUCGCCGACAGGAGGCAGCAGAGAGAACGGGCACGGGAGGCACAUCGCCGGGACAGACAGCGUCGGGCGCUGGGAGUGUGUGCGGACGGGUCGGCAGUGAGUGCGGCGCUGGUGGAGGCGCUGGUGGGGAUGGGGUACGGGCGGCGGCUGGCGGCGCUGGCGCUGCGCAACUCCAACAACCACGCCGCCGAGGCCGUCAGGCUCAUACAGGAACAGCCCGAGCUGUUGGCGGACAGCGAUCUGUCAUCCGACGACGCGUCUACGCCCAGCUCGGAAGACUCCCAGGUGGAGCCCGACAACAAACUAGUCGCUGAGCUGGAGGCAAUGGGCUACGACACUGAGGAGGCGAAGACAGCUCUCCGGCUGUCCAGGAAUCACAUCAGCGGGGCUGUCGACAGACUUGUGGCUGGCGGUGGGAAGGUCGUACUAAGACCAGUACGGACUCGGCGCGACGAUCCCGACAAUCCGUCGACUAGUUCAGGCGCAGUUUCUAAGAGGAAGGCCAAGAAGCAUAGGAGAGAGAAGAGGAAGAAAGAGCGCGAGCUAGCUCUGCGGCGACUGAACGCGGCCAUCCGCACUGAGGAGGACGACUACCUCGACACCUCCCUCACUGAGGAGGAGGAAUUCCUCGCGCAGUACAAGUCGCUGCUCUAAACACCUCCAUAUUAUACACCACUCUGUUUGCAAAAUUACAUUAUGCAAUUUAGCGCAGUUUUUGCGCAAUUAAACAACAUCAUGCGCAACUUAGCGCAGUUUUUGCGCAAUUUAACACAGAGUUUGCGCAAUUAAACUAAGUCAUGCGCAUUUUAGCGCAGAGUUUGCGCAAAUAUAAUUAACCAAGAUGCAUAGUACUAUGCACGUUUGUAUACGAUACUGCAGUGUGGUUAUUAUAUAAUAUCACCAGUUUUAUGAAUUACACUUGAUCAUUCAAUUUGAGAAAUUACCUGUAUUUAAAUGUUUGCAUUUAUACUAAUCUGUUUUAGUCAUUGUAGUACCAGUUCGUAACUUAUACAAACAGAUAAUCAACCUUAUGCUCUCAGUAUUAAAGUAAUAAAUUGGUAGAUUCCAUAUCGAUGUACAUAUUUAACCAAUUCAAUAUUUAUUGUCUAUUAUAAUAACCAAUCAUGUAUGUAUGACAUAUAAAAUAAUCGAGCUUUUCUCGUGAUAAAAUUGACUAGUAGUGAUAUCUGUCCAUGUUAUAAAAAAAAAAAAAACUUAGUAUCUGUUUUUCGUAAAUAUUAUGAUAUAUCAAAAUGUGUAUUCCGUAUUUGCAUUUUACAGGACUUAAGGUAGAAUUUGAUGUCUAAUUUAUACUAUACAAGUACAUAUUAAAAUAACUU
This is a messenger RNA of Helicoverpa zea (corn earworm), 2641 nucleotides long. Its product is annotated as NEDD8 ultimate buster 1-like. Gene Ontology annotation, biological process: regulation of ubiquitin-dependent protein catabolic process. Gene Ontology annotation, molecular function: protein binding. The coding region runs from base 105 to 1955 and encodes 616 amino acids. The transcript has 14 exons. The record is from RefSeq and is a predicted model, not a curated record. Lineage: Eukaryota; Metazoa; Arthropoda; Insecta; Lepidoptera; Noctuidae.